Molecule: messenger RNA, 501 nt
Organism: Moneuplotes crassus
Lineage: Eukaryota; Ciliophora; Spirotrichea; Euplotida; Euplotidae
Source: the annotation of a GenBank genome assembly
AAAAUAUGAACUUAAUUACACAAAAGAUCCAAUUCGAUGAGAACUUAUCGGAGGAUUUUCUUAGUGAAGAAGUUUCCUCCUGCAAGAUAAGAACUUCAGAAAAGAUACUUGCUAAUAUGAGCAGAAAAUCGCUUAGCCAUAAAAAGUAUAUGAAUCAACUUGACUUCAGCUUUUGAGCCAUUCAGGAUAAAUCAACAACGACUGGAGCCCAAAGUGAAGCAUCACCAUUAAAUAGAUUAAUAGAAAUCAAAGAAUCCUCUAAGAAAGCCAGGAAGAUGUCUUCUUUCAAUAAAGCAUGUGAAAGCCCUGAUAAGAGUGACAAGAGUCAGCACUCAUCAUCUUUGAAAUCAGAGAUUAGUAUCCUUCUUAAAGUAGUAGGAAGUAUCCGCAAGAGAGAUAUGAUGCAGAAUAAAGAAAGCAAGUUUAAGCCAAAGACUUCUCCAAUGAUUGCACAAGAAAUCACUAUGAGAGGAAUAGCUCCUGCAAAAGAAUACUAGGAGC